Messenger RNA from Cydia strobilella, 1092 nucleotides. Its product is annotated as hypodermin-B-like. Bases 91 to 1092 code for a protein of 333 amino acids. NCBI's taxonomy places the organism in Eukaryota, Metazoa, Arthropoda, Insecta, Lepidoptera, Tortricidae. Gene Ontology annotation, biological process: proteolysis. The transcript has 5 exons. Gene Ontology annotation, molecular function: serine-type endopeptidase activity. The record is from RefSeq and is a predicted model, not a curated record.
AACGACCCAUUAUAAACUUCUGGUAAUUGGAUUAUGAGUUAACGAUUACUGUAUGUAAAGCCGCAGACGAAUUAUUUUCAUUAAUUUCCAAUGACUUCGAAGAUAAAAGUGAUAAUAAUAAUUAUUUGCAAUAUCAAAAUAACCUCAUCUAAUAUGACCGGCAAUUUAAUCAAUGGAGUUGCUUCCGAUAUUAAAGACUUUCCACAUUCUGCAUAUUUGGCUAUAGAGUGUAGCUCAAGUCGUGGAGCAGGUUACUUUUCGUGUGGCUCCUCUAUAGUGAAUCAAGCUGUUUUGUUGACUGCUGGGCAUUGCAUCAUUGGGUGCCAUGAAAACGUUGACGCUUUUGCUAUAUUCGGACAUCAGCAGAGAGAUAAGGGAAUGGUUGCAAACGUGUCGCAUAUCAAACUGCAUGAAGAUCAUUUCGAGGGUUCGUUGUCAAACGAUGUAGCUCUAGUGUUGUUAAAGAAAAGUUUGAAAUUUAGUUAUACAGUUAGAAGAGUGGCUUUAAUGAGACGUCCACCAACCGUGGAUGAUGCUACUGUUGCUGGUUGGGGGAAAAUAGAUGAGCUGUCAAACGACGUGUCUAACAUCCUGAUGAGCACACAACAGAAAAUUCUGCUCCCGUCGACUUGUACUUUUACCAUGAACAACCCGGCUGGUACUUUCUGCGCCGAUAGUAGGCCUGGUACAGGUAUUCCUGCAAGAGCUGAUUCGGGCAACGCCUUGGUAAUCAAUGACUUUAUCCAGAUAGGACUUGUCUCCUACAUGGACCCCCAUAUUUCUAAGAGGAUCACUGUGUACACCAACAUCAGCUAUUUUUACGGUUGGAUAAAAUAUAACGCUAGGAAAUUAUUUUGUACAGGAAAAAAUUGUAAAUUGCACGAAAAGGUAAGAUCCAGCACGGGGGUCACAGCCUCUGUCCCUCAACCGACGCCCGAUCUCUCUGACCAGCUUUUUGGCCUCGGCGCACCAUGGCCCAGCCGUUUCGACAGCAACCGGAAUGAAGUCGUACACUGGUCCAAGAUGAACGGUUACGAGGAAAGAAUACAAGAUAAAGUAAACGAUAUCGUCACCGCCUUCCUCAUGUACUGA